GGGGGCAGGGGUGUUGGGUCCGUCUUUUCCCUGCCGUGUCCCCUUUCCUCAGCUCGGCGUAGACGCCAUGUUGGUUGGGAAGGAUGAUGACGAGAGGCGGCUGCGGUAGUGGCAGCGACGGCGGCGGCGGGCGAGGGGUCCCCGAGAGCGGCCGGUGCUGAGGGGAGGGCUCUGGUCUCCCCCACCCCCCCACCCCGUCCCUCCCUGCCCGCUUUUCUGCGCCAGGGCUGAGUGCCUCCGUCGUGUCAGUUUUGGGAGGGGGGUCCCGCCAACCGUCUGCUAAGGGAGCCCCUGAAGAGGAGGGGGAGGAAGAGGCGGAGAAGGGACGGAAGAAGAAGAGCAGCCGCGGCGAUGAGAGCCGAGACCUGAGGCGGAGAAGCGGCCCCAGGAGGCGACUGCGGUUUAAAUCCCCCCCUUGAGCUGCUGCUGCUGCAGUUUGAGGGGGGAGGGUGCUAGUUGCUUUGCACCCCCACCCCUUUCUAUCCCUUUCUCCCCCUCGUUCGUUUUUAAUUUUAUUUUUUGGGGUGGGAGGUGCCGGAGGGGGGAGACCCAAUGUUGCAAAGCCUCUAGGAAGGGGAAGAGAAGCGCAGUCCGGCCUCUCCCAGCUCCUCGUCUCACUUUUACUCCGGGAGGACUAAGGAAGCGGCGGCAGAAAAGCCCAACAACUUCGGAUCCAGAUCAGGAGGAGGAAGGAGGUCGCUUGACUUUAUCCGCCGGAGUGCCUGUCGCACCUCUUAAUGAGGUGACUCGGACGCAGAACUAUCCUCUGAAUCAUCCUCGUCAUUCAUUAUUGGUCUAAGCUGGAGAGGAAGAGCGACAGAGCGGUGGGGGCCAAGCGUCCGCACAAUUCAUGUCCUUGUGUACUUCUGCCUGGUCUACCUGGGGUUGCCGCUGACAGGGAUCUGCUGCCAUCUCUGGUCUCUUUGGUGUUCCUUUGCUGAUCGAGCCAUUUAACACCGGUUCCUCCUGGAUUUUUCCUCCCCAGUCCAACAGUUUUACUUGCUGUGGGUCAGCUACUUUUAUUGCGGAGGAAAAAAAAAACACAACUACUCACAAUUUAACAGACACCAAAGAUCGGUUGGCUGGAAGAUCUUUUGCUGCAUGCGCCUGGCUGGCUUAUAAUUUUUUUUCUUGUUCUCUGUGUUUGAAGCCAUCAGGGUAAUUUCAAGAUGUCCAGCAGUGUCCCAUCUGAUAUGAUAAAUUUGCGCCUAAUCUUGGUAAGUGGAAAAACAAAAGAAUUCUUAUUUUCACCAAAUGAUUCGGCAGCAGACAUCGCAAAACAUGUAUAUGAUAACUGGCCAAUGGAUUGGGAAGAAGAGCAGGUGAGCAGUCCAAAUAUUCUGCGGCUUAUUUACCAAGGACGGUUUCUUCAUGGCAACGUAACGUUAGGAGCAUUAAAACUUCCAUUUGGCAAGACUACAGUAAUGCAUUUGGUGGCGAGAGAGACAUUGCCAGAGCCAAACUCGCAAGGUCAGAGGAAUCGUGAAAAAACUGGAGAGAGCAAUUGCUGUGUAAUCCUGUAAAAGCUCUGCUGUAUCUGCUACUUGUGAUGUAAAAUAGUUUUUGUCUUUCAUGCCGCUGGACUAGAGGAGACCAACAUUGCUUCAGACACCCUUAGGAAGAGCCUAUCUGUGAAUCCAUUGAACUGAAAUAUUAAAUGAACACUGUUGCAUUUUUUUUUCUAGUGCAAUGAACACUCCCCCCCCCCUCUUUACUUUUUGGUUGUUGAACAUACUUAUUGAUGCCUCACUUCUCCAGUGCAUUCUGUCUCCAGGAAAAGGUUAACUAUUCUCUUCAAUAGGAAUCAUUUUGCUGCCAUGUAAUCAUCUUUAACCGGAACUUUAACCAAUCAAGACUUCUAGAUGCAGUUUGCACUAAAAAGAGGGAGGGAGGGAGAGAGAGAGAGAGAGAAAAGAACAAGGUUGACAAUAUAUAGACCUUAUCGACACAAGCUCUAAGUAUUUCAGACACACAGAAAUGAUUCAGCUCUGGAAAAUACUAUCAGCAAUCUUUUUAUUAUGAUUAUACUAUAAUGGCCGACUGAAGGAGGGGGAAGGGAAAAAUUACUAAAUUCUACCUAAGUCAACCUUAGUGGCCAAACUGGCACAAAAAUACUAACUAAAAUUAAGUCUGACUUUAGACCUUAUAUAUUUUCACUGCAACAAACUAUGUGCCUGUAAUUUUUAAGCACUCUGUAGAGGGCUGUUCAAACUGAAUUUUUUUCAUUAAACAUGCACUCUUCUCUCGUACAUUAGUUGAGUGCUUGUUCAGACAGCACAAAUAAGUGCAGAGAGUGCAUUUCCUAGCCUUAAUAUGGGAGGGGUAAUUUCCUGUAGUUCAUAGGCUUUUAUUAAUGUGCAUAAAUAUUAGAAGACCUCAUUUACUAAUCAAUUUUAUGUCUUUGAAUAUCAACAAUUGAUGUUUUUCAGUCAUUCUUAUUCAUCUGUACCUUAGUGUCCAGUGUUACGCUUACUCAUUAGUGACUUCAAAGGAAAAACUAAAAGAAAAAGGAAAAAAAAUCUUCUGCCACAUGAUGAUUUUUUUUGUUUAUGUAAUCUGCAUUUGGUAUUAGUGCUUGCAAUUGUAUUGGAAAACCAGAAGCUGGUUUUUAAAAGCAUAUGUAGUUAGUUACAAAAGGAUGCCAUUCUCUUAUUUCAUACCGAUAAUUUAAAAAUUGAUAUGCUAAAACAAUUUUUUGCACAGCACUAAAGCAUGAGUUAGUUUCAUCUAAACCUGUAAAAAAAUUAUAGAAGAUUUUAUAUUUUUCCACUGGGGAGAAAUUCUUCCUAGUUGAAAUUACAAAUAUGUAGAAUAUAUUUAAUAAAAAUCUUAUAAAAACAUAACUAUAGAACUUAAAUAUAGAUUGGCGUGUAGAAUAAUACAAUAAUAAUCCAUAUAAAUAGCUCUAGGCUUUUAAAAAAAAUUGCAGGUUGACGUUGUGUUCCGUACUUGAGUCCAUGGCCCUUACAGAUGUUCUGUGUUUUCUGAAUGAUCAACUUCAUUUAAACGUAAUGGGUUAUUUUAUUCAAUGUUACUGCUUUGACAAAAUGCUUUAUAUGCAGUAGGCCUACGAAGAUAUUGUUCAUAAUGGAUCAAAAUUAAAUUUGUAUAGAGCAGAGUUUUAAAAACAAAUUGUAAAUAGCACUAAACAUUUUCUUUCUGCAACCUGUACUGAUAGAUUCUUCUGUAAACUAAAUAAAAGAAGAAUAUUGUAGUGCA
This is a messenger RNA of Sphaerodactylus townsendi, 3219 nucleotides long. It is a transcript of the gene UBL3, whose product is annotated as ubiquitin like 3. The transcript is spliced from 5 exons. The record is from RefSeq and is a predicted model, not a curated record. NCBI's taxonomy places the organism in Eukaryota, Metazoa, Chordata, Lepidosauria, Squamata, Sphaerodactylidae. The coding region runs from base 1170 to 1523 and encodes 117 amino acids. Gene Ontology annotation, molecular function: protein binding.